Molecule: messenger RNA, 1885 nt
Organism: Entelurus aequoreus (snake pipefish)
Lineage: Eukaryota; Metazoa; Chordata; Actinopteri; Syngnathiformes; Syngnathidae
Exons: 2
Coding region: 76-837 (253 amino acids)
Biological process (GO): regulation of toll-like receptor signaling pathway
Source: RefSeq, a predicted model, not a curated record
ACCAGUGCUUACGACUAGCAACAAAAAGCAAAAAGGGACACUAACAGGAUAAGGCGAGCGAGUUCAUUGUGAGUCAUGCUGGGCGAAGGUUUUCUCCAAGCGUUGUGUUACAGGGAGGAACGUAAUGGUGCUUCUGCUUCCAUGGGACACAAGUUAGAGACGACACAGACAGACAUUCAACAAAGAGGUUUAGACCAGGGGGUGCGUGAGCACAGAUAUCAUGGAUUAAGACUAGCCGCUCCAGAUGCCACAAGCCUCUCCAUCUCUGGAUGUCUAUCUGACCUGACACUCUGCUCAGGCCCCUGCAGCCUCCUGCAACAUUAUCCUGACCUCCAGGUGGCUGACUCGGUCGUCAUCUCCCACAACCCUCUGAAAACCAAUGCCCCUCAGCAAGAUCUUUUCACUCAGUCAGAGCAAAAUCAUCUGCUUUGUGAGUCCGUUCCGUCACUGUCAUCAGACCAGGGCUACCUGGUUAUGGGUGAUGAUGCAAACACCAGCUUGGGCAUGCCCGCCUCUCAGCUAGAGCCCAUGUCCAACUCACUGCUGAAUGGCCUUCUGGAAAAAAAGCUGGAUGAGGUGUACGUCCAGCACCUGACUGAUAAUCUGGCUCGAUGCAACUCCCAACUGGAGAACAGCCUCCUGCAUGGCCUGGUGCCUCCUUUGCAGCCUAAUGAACGACAACAGGGAGAACACUCACUGGAGUCCAACCUGGAUGAGGGACCAGGAGGGGAAUGUGGCAAGAAGUUUGGUUACCUGAGCAACCUAAACUUAGCUCCCUGCUCGUCCAACUUUAGCACUCCAGUGCUGCGCAUUUCUGAGGAUGUUCAUCCAAAAUGAAAAUAUAUUUAAAAACAUAUAAACCAUUAGGCUUAAUUUUUUUAAUAAUCAAGAAUGUAAGUACUACUUUUUGUUUCGUGUACAUGAAUUGACUCAGAGCAUUAGCUCACAUAUGACACCUGCUGGUAGAUUCUGGUACUACAUCGGGAUAUGUCUACCCAACACUGCUGACAUCCAGUGUUCAUUUGUGUAAUUAUAAAACAAAUGAAUUAUGAAAUAUAAAUGUAUAUAGAUGAAAAUAUCUCAGACCUGAUAAUAAUAAAAUUAAUAAUAAUAAUAAUAAUCAAUUGAUCUAAACGAAAAUAGAACAAUAUAUAUAUGCAGCUAUAUGAUCCAGCUCCGGUCUGAAUGUGUAAUGUGUACAUGCACUCAUCACGUCUCAUUUAUAUUGGGUCUUUACUGAUUUCUUGGAAUGUUUUUUUUUAUUUGUUUUUUUAAGUAUGGGAAUAAAGAAAUAAUAAAUACAUACACAUUUUUAUCUCUGAUUGACAAAGGGUCAGAAUUAUACAAACAACCUAAAAUACAGUACAGUGCCACAGUACUUUGGUUACAUAACCAAUCAAUCAAUCAAUCAAUCAAUCAAUCAAUCAAUCAAUCAAUCAAUCAAUCAAUCAAUCAAUCAAUCAAUCAAUCAAUCAAUCAAUCAAUCAAUCAAAGUUUAUUUAUAUAGCCCUUAAUCAUAAAUGCCUCAAAGGACUUCAUAAACCACAACGGCAUCCAUGAAUCUGAUCCCACAUUUGGACAAGAAAACGCUUUAUCUAAUGGAUGGGAACAAUGAGAAACCUUAGGAGGGACCGCAGAUUUGGGUGCACCGCUGGUCCCGACUUGGAACAGCUAGAGUCUCCUGAACUGAAACUGAUCCGUGGCCAUCUGAUAACCUCUCCAUGCAGGAGAGGGGUACAGAGCAGAAAAGAGAAGCGGCAGAUCAACUGGUCUAUAUCAUCAAGCUUUAUUGCAGACUCCAACGUCCAAGGAGACAUACAAUCACAUACAAUACAUAAAACAAACAAAAUACAGUAUAAAAGGCAUUAUCACAUACUAUUAAAAA